AUGGCCUCACAAACUCUCGGAUUCGUCGGAUGCGGCAACAUGGGCGGAGCCGUCCUAAACGGCAUCCUCACCGCAUCAUUCACAAACCCCUCCACAGAACCGAAGCCGAUUUCCCAAUUCAUUGCAUGCACCAAGUCUGCUAGCUCAGCAGCGCGCAUUGAAGCUGAGAUCGCACCCGAGCACAGAGAUAUCAUCAAAGUCGUUUCCGGACAAAAUGUUCAAACCAUGCGGGACUCUGAUAUCGUCAUUCUCGGAUGUAAGCCCUUCAUGGCGGAUGAUGUGCUGAGAGAAAAGGGUGUGCGCGAGGCUUUGGCUGGGAAACUUGUUAUUAGCAUGCUGGCUGGUCAGUCAUGUGAGAAUUUGACGAGGAUCAUCAAAGAGGGUCCUGGGGCACAGGGUUCGGAGAAUACAGAGCUCGUGUUGGGUCCUAAGGUUAUGAAGGUUAUUCCGAAUAUGGGAGCACAGUUCGGUGAAUCGAUGACUAUUAUUGAGACGCCUGCGGCGGGUAUCGAGGAGGAUCUGGUGCGUACGGUGGAAUGGAUCUUUGGUCAGGUUGGGAAGAUCAAGUUCCUUGCGCCUGAGCAGACUGGUCUGGCGACUGUGCUUGUUGGAGCGACGCUGGCGACCUUGACGCUUCCAAUUGAGGGGCUGUUGGAUGGAUGUGUUGCUGAAGGGUUCAAGAGGGCGGAUGCUAUGGAAAUGGUGCUGCAGGGAAUUCGGGGGUUGUCUGCUGUUCUAGAGUCUGGAGCGCAUCCAGCCGCUGUGAGAGAGAGCAUUUCCUCCCCGAGGGGAUGCACCAUCCAGACUCUGUUGAGUCUCGAGAAGGCGGGGACAAGAUCGGACUUUGCAGAAGCUAUGAUCCGGGGGAAUAAACAUCUUAAAGAAAACAUGUAG
This is a messenger RNA of Penicillium salamii, 894 nucleotides long. The record is from the annotation of a GenBank genome assembly. NCBI's taxonomy places the organism in Eukaryota, Fungi, Ascomycota, Eurotiomycetes, Eurotiales, Aspergillaceae.